Messenger RNA from Coprinopsis cinerea okayama7#130, 916 nucleotides. Lineage: Eukaryota; Fungi; Basidiomycota; Agaricomycetes; Agaricales; Psathyrellaceae. The record is from the annotation of a RefSeq genome assembly.
GUCUCCCAGUUCACCCUUUUUAUUUUCCUUUGUCCAGGAUGCAAUUCAAGUACCUCGCCGCUGCUCUCCUCUCUGCCUCUGCCGUCUUGGCCUCUCCCACUCAGCAAGAGAAGCGACAAGAUUUGGGAGACGUUAUUGGCUCUGCUAUUGAAUCCGCCGCAACCUCCAUCUUCGAUGAGGCAACCAGCCGAGCUGGCGACUUUGGAGACUCUUUCACCAGCCGUGCCGGUGAAAUUGGAGAUGCUGUUACUAGCAGGGCUGGGGACAUCGGUGCCGACAUUACCAGCCUUGCAGGCGAGGUCUUCUCUACCGUUACCUCUGUUGGUGGCAAGGCGUUCACCGUAGUCACCAGUGCCGGAGGUGAAGCCAUUACCCUCGCAGAGGCGGGUGCUGGUGUUGUUACCUCCAAGUUUGGCUCCGUCUACACCGUUGCUACCGCUGCCGUCGCCUCGGAAAUCGCCAACAACGAAGACGAUACCGGGUCUGCCUCGACCUUCCAGGUGCAAACCACUUUGGUCGUUGGUGCCGCCACUGUGCUGGGAAGCGCAUUGCUUGGUGCUUUCAUGACUCUCUAAACACGCGCAUUCAGAAUCGACACGCGUUGAAAACGUUCUGGGAUGGUCUGGCCGCAACACGAACCUGUGGUCGGUCCCUGGAGUUGCGAUCACGACCGCCAACAUCACACGCCUUUGGCGCCAUGUUUAGCCUUCAAGGUUAACUUAUUGGGAUAUUAUACCCCCUUCUCGUUCCUUUCGAUGGACACAUUUGCUUACGGAGCAUGGACGCUUUGCUGGAUAUAAAUGCUCGAGUUAGCCUGAUCUUUUAGUGUACCCAUCUACCAUAGAAACUUCGCACUUACUUCCUGUAAUUAACACCCAUUGUUGCCGUCUCAAUUCAAAGAGUGUUGUAACUCGUG